Messenger RNA from Eutrema salsugineum, 885 nucleotides. RefSeq lists its product as uncharacterized. The record is from RefSeq and is a predicted model, not a curated record. The transcript is spliced from 2 exons. Lineage: Eukaryota; Viridiplantae; Streptophyta; Magnoliopsida; Brassicales; Brassicaceae. Gene Ontology annotation, molecular function: 3'-5' exonuclease activity; nucleic acid binding. Gene Ontology annotation, biological process: nucleobase-containing compound metabolic process. Bases 135 to 737 code for a protein of 200 amino acids. Gene Ontology annotation, cellular component: cytoplasm; nucleus.
UGUCAUUCGCUGGCCAGGCUUUUAUUUUAACUCGCGCAGUACCAUCCUCUCUCUCUUCCGACGGAACUCAGAAACAGUUUUGUCUCUCCGUUGACUACAUCAUCGCCCUUCUCCCAGCGAAAUCUCAAGACGACAUGGCCAAGUUUGAUGGGCCAGGGUUUACGAUGGUUGAUGGUUCAUGGGUCCAGACCAAAGCCAUUGAUGUUGGAUCAUCAACCGAUAUCUCACCUUACCUUUCCCUUAUCUUAGAAGAUUCUGUCUGGAAUGGGAACCGAUCCAUUAUCUUCGAUGUCUAUUGGGAUGUUGAAUCUGUGGACACAAAGUCUGAAUGGCGUCUAUGCUCAGUGAAGCUAAGUACCAAGAACUUAUGUCUCUUCCUUCGCCUUCCAAACCCGUUCCAUGACAAUCUCAAGGAUCUUUACCGCUUCUUUGCUUCCAAAUUCGUCACCUUCGUUGGUGUCCAGAUUCAACAAGACCUCGUUUUGCUCAAAAAGAAUCAUGGUAUAGUGAUCAGAAGCUCCUUGGAGAUUGGGAAACUAGCGGCUAUAGCUCGAGGAACUCCGAUAGUUGAGUUCCUUGGAACCAGAGAAUUAGCUCAUAAGAUUCUUUGGUAUGAUAUGAGCCGGCUUGAUUCGAUUCAGUCCAAGUGGGAUGAGGCAGGAGCUAACGAUCGUCUUGAAGCUGCGGCUAUUGAAGGUUGGCUUAUUUUCAAUGUCUACGAUCAAUUGCAGCAGUGAUUUUUUUUUUGUCUUUGAUCAAAUGGCUUUGUGAGAUUGAUUGAUCGGUCCCAUUUGUGCAUUUUUUUAUCUGUUUGUUGUUGCAAUGAGUGAAGAAUAAUAAUGUCUGAAAUUCUGAAUAAACCAUGACAGGAAGUGUUUUUGUUUC